This is a messenger RNA of Arachis duranensis, 462 nucleotides long. Its product is annotated as protein MAIN-LIKE 2-like. The coding region runs from base 1 to 462 and encodes 153 amino acids. NCBI's taxonomy places the organism in Eukaryota, Viridiplantae, Streptophyta, Magnoliopsida, Fabales, Fabaceae. The record is from RefSeq and is a predicted model, not a curated record. The transcript is spliced from 3 exons.
AUGACUAUCACUCUGCAGGACGUGACCUACCAGUUGGGACUCAAGAUCGACGGUGGUCCUAUUAGUGGAUACAUAGAUGACAAACAGUCACAGACCAAGUGGACUGUCAAGCUCACAUGGUUCCAUAAUACGGUAUGCGGAGAGCUGGAGCAGGACGCCGCUGAGGAGCGCCUGUUGAGGUACACGAAAGGGUAUAUCAUGCAGUUGAUCGGGGGUAUCUUAAUCCCAGAUGCAUUUGACUCUCGGGUACACAUCAGGUGGCUCCCUCUCCUAGAGGACCUUGACACAUGUGGCGGGUUAUCAUGGGGCUCGGCUGUGCUGGCAUGGCUGUACCGCCAGAUGUGCUGUGCCACGGAACAUGGUGGGUUGAGUACCACCCCAGACAAUGCCAGAGGCGAGCAAAGACUUAGGCAUUACAGGCGUACCCUGAAUGGGAUCAGCAUCAUGAACAUCGGGUUGUAG